AUGGAGAAACAGGUCUUAAGUCAUCUAUUAAUUGUCUAUACUGUUCUGAAGAACUUCUUGGUAUGUUUUGGAUUUAUUGGAAGGGUUGUGGGUACUAGCGGGGGCAAGAUUAAAUGGCAAAGAAGGAAGUAUGAUAUGGAUUCAGACGAUUCCAUGAAUCCAUAUCGUCACUCUAGCUAUAUGAAUCUGUUACAAAGUCAACAAGAAACCCAUAACCUCGAAUACACUCCUUAUGAGAGUCCAUGUUCUGACGCUCCAUCUGAAGCUGCAUCUCCACAACAAAACCGCAGAUCAAGGCAUACAUGGUUACCAACAGAUGAUGUGAUGCUUGUCAGCGCUUGGCUAAACACGAGCAAGGAUCCAAUUACUUCAAAUCAGCAACGACAAAGAGCCUUUUGGGGAAGGAUUGCGGAUUACUUUGCUACUUGUCCGAAUGCUGCAGGUCGGCCAAAGAGAGAGGCUAGUCAUUGUAAGCAGCGGUGGGGGAAGAUAAACGACUUGGUGUGCAAGUUCGCUGGUUGUUAUGAGGCUGCGACAAGGGAGAGGUCUAGUGGCCAGAACGAAGAUGAUCAUGCUUGGCGAGAGCUAAUAUAUGAUCAGAAAUGGUGUGCGUCCACAUCUACUAAAGGUACUGGAGUGAAAAGGGGAAGGGUGUGUGGGGAUGGGUCUGCACAGGAUGCCCAACCGGUGAUUGAUGUCGAUAAUGAACCAAUGGUCCGACCUCCUGGUGUUAAGGCUGCCAAGGCUGCAAAGGGGAAGUCCAAAAAGAGCUCUAAUACACAACCGGAUGUGGAGGCAGAUGGAAAAGCUUUCUUGGAGUUUCAGUUGGAGAAAAUAGAGAGGAUGUAUGAGAUGAAGCAGAAGGAUUUUGCCUUGAAAGAGAAGGAGUUCGCUAUGAAGAAGGAGCAUAUGAAGCAUGUGAUGCUUGAAAAUCUGAUUGCUAAAAAGGAUUCACUAACUGAAUCCGAAAAAGCUCUUAAGGACAAGCUAAUUGAUGACAUGAUGUCAUUAGGUUGA
Camelina sativa (false flax) is the source of this 1017-nucleotide messenger RNA. The record is from RefSeq and is a predicted model, not a curated record. Lineage: Eukaryota; Viridiplantae; Streptophyta; Magnoliopsida; Brassicales; Brassicaceae.